UUUAUUUAUUCAUAGUUUUCCGUUCAGACCGGUUUUGUGAAACGAUUCAACUGAUUUAUUGAACAGUUUCGACUCAACGAUUCGUUCAUUGCUAGCGCUAGCGGAAACCGCUGGGACUGAGCAAGAGCAUGUGAGCUGCUCUGGAGUUUAACGCCUUCAAGUAACAUAUUGUCCAUGAAAAAUAAGUACGAAGUUUGUUUGUCAGGAUGUCCUGCUCUGCUCUGGGUCGACGGCUGGUUGCAUGUCUCCUGAACAUCUCAGAAGCUCGGAGAAGAGACCUGGUGGAGACAGUGGCUAGAUCAGCCAUCACUGACACACACGGAAAAAAGCGUGAAGGCAUCACAGUGCUAAACAUCUUCAAUGAUGUUGACUACAACCGCUCUGUCAUCACUAUUGUUGCAAGCAUUGACCUAAUAAGGGAGGCUGUACUGUCGGCUUGUGAGCGCGCAUGCUCUCUGAUUGACAUGAAUGUCCAUGAGGGCAUCCACCCAUGCAUGGGUGCAGUGGAUCUGGUGCCUCUCUAUCCACUGGGGGAGGAGGUGGGCCUUGAGGAUUGUGGAAAAUUGGCCCAGGCAUUAGCCACGGCUCUAACGGAACGAGUCACAGGUACCAGUGUCUUUUUGUUUGGCUGGGCUGAUUCUCCUCAGCGUCGAGGUCUGGCUAAGAGGAGAAAGGAGAUUGGCUGGUUCAAAAAGGUCUUGGAUAUGUCAACCAUCCAGCCAGAUGUAGGACCACAGCCCACAAGGAAAUAUGGUGUUACAGGUGUUGGAGCCAGCCCCUAUGUCAUGAAUUGUAACGUGACCAUCGAUACCCAGGAUCUGGCCGUGGGACGAAUUGUGGCUUCAGCAAUCCGUGAAUCCAGUCCUAGCGGUAUCCCUGGAGUUCAGGUCAUGGCUCUACCACAUGCAGGUGCUGUGGAGAUCGCUUGUAAUGUAGAGAGUUUUCAAGGUGGUCCUCCGUCUUUAUCUUAUGGUGAGGAAAAAUGGCCAAGCUUUACCAUUGGAGGGCAAAACUUCUGCCAUGCUCCAGCCUCACUAAUCACAGCACGAGUAGCAGAACUGGCUAGACACCAUGGUGUGGCCAUCAAGGGUACGGCCCUGGUGGGCUUUACCCCACGUGAGUGCCAGAGACUGGCAGAGGGAGCACUCUCAAAUGGCAUUGGAGAGUUCUGGAAAGAGCUGCAGCGUGUGCACAUGUGAACAAGCCAAAAGCUUUCACUUCUGUGCUAAAUUGCAGACCAAUCAAUGGUUAAUUAGAGGGCAUUGAUUGAGCCAUCAACAACUUGCCUGUUUGUUUACAAAAACAGUGCUUAAAGGUAUAUUUCAGCCGAAAAUGACAAAUCUUUCAUUAUUUACUCGCCCUCAUGUCACUCCAACUCCUAUCUGUCUUAUUGUCCUUCUGUAGAACACAAAAAAAUAAUUUUAGGAACAGUGGUAACCAUAAACUGUGUAAACAAACCAAAAAUUGUGUAGACAAAAACACUGGGACAUUUUUCCAAAUAUCUCCUUUAGAGUUCUACAGAAGAAAGUAAUGCAAGUAUGGAAUGACAUGAGGGUAAGUAAAUGACAGAAUUUUCAUUAAUAGUAUUCAUUUGGUUACAAUGUGAAUUUCAACUUUUAAUUAACUCAAAAGCCUGAAACGCCUGAUUAAUGAUGCUUUUUAUCUAAUGUUUUAUGUCAGUUUAAGUUGAUGAAAAAAGCCCACAUUCUGGGUAUAAUUAAGUUUUGCUCAAAUAGGACAAGCACAGUCAUGCUUGGAGUAACUAUAUUAUAUAGAGUGCCUUAUAUGUUAACAUGUAACAUGGAUAUAUUUUUAAUUCCUGCAUUUGAAGCAGUUCUGUGUAUGAAUGUAAAGGUUUUAAUGCCAUAAUAUGGGUUCAUUAACCGUACUUAUUCAUCACAUGAUGUUCUGCUCAUAGGUGUAUAUAAUUAUACAAAGGGUAAUUAGGCCAGGGCAGUUUGACUACCCCUCGAUGAUCUCAUUUGGAGAGUUAGGGAUGUCAGAUCUGGGACAGUUAGGUGAUUUAGUGCUUGAGGGAGGAAGCCUUUCCUAUUGCUCACAUACUAGAUUACACAUACUAUUACAAAAAUGCAUUGGAAGAAUAUCAGGGCUAGCAAGUACAGACAACAACAGGAACUCUAAUUUCACAAGCUGCUAAAGAUUGACUUAAGUGAUAUUUUUCAGAGGAACAAGAAUUCCGAUAAACAUGUUUUCAAAACAUUCACACAAGUUUGUGCUUGACUGAUGGGAUUAUAAAACCUAAGCAUGGGAUUCCUGACCUUACAGUUAUGCUUCCAUCUGGAAGGGAAAUAUACUGUCAAACAGAGACAGUCUUAUGCACAAAGACGGUCAAAUUAAAUGUGAUGUGGUGCUUUAAACAUAAGAUUCCAUCUGUUUUUUUUCUCUCACCUGUAAACAUUGCACUUGCUGCACCAGUGUUGUCAAAAAUCAAAACCGGUCUAGAUGGCACAGAAAAUAAAGUCUUGGGGACAGUAAACACUAAUUACAUACACUUCCUCUGAAUUCAGACAAUCCACAUUUGGUACAGAUUAAAAUAAGAAUGGGACACUAAGCAGCCGCAAAACUAUUACUGAAGCCACAAUUUUGACUUCAUGGCGGUUGAUUGCCGUGGCCC
This is a messenger RNA of Sinocyclocheilus grahami, 2635 nucleotides long. It is a transcript of the gene ftcdnl1, whose product is annotated as formiminotransferase cyclodeaminase N-terminal like 1. Gene Ontology annotation, molecular function: folic acid binding; transferase activity. The coding region runs from base 207 to 1199 and encodes 330 amino acids. NCBI's taxonomy places the organism in Eukaryota, Metazoa, Chordata, Actinopteri, Cypriniformes, Cyprinidae. The record is from RefSeq and is a predicted model, not a curated record. The transcript has 6 exons.